Molecule: messenger RNA, 2666 nt
Organism: Paramacrobiotus metropolitanus
Lineage: Eukaryota; Metazoa; Tardigrada; Eutardigrada; Parachela; Macrobiotidae
Product: cytoplasmic polyadenylation element-binding protein 1-like
Exons: 7
Coding region: 851-2101 (416 amino acids)
Biological process (GO): negative regulation of cytoplasmic translation
Cellular component (GO): neuron projection; synapse; nucleus
Molecular function (GO): translation factor activity, RNA binding; mRNA regulatory element binding translation repressor activity; ribosome binding
Source: RefSeq, a predicted model, not a curated record
UAAAUGGUAUUAACUUGUUAAGUUCGACACACUUACGGUGCAGUUUUCCUAAGAAGAGAAACAACUUCAAGUUUUCAUCUUGGAGUUCUCUGCAUACGGCUUCCGUUUGCUGUAGCAAUCGUCCCUGCCCUUCCAGCUUGUCAGCCACAAGAAAACACCGACACAAUGAUGAGAACGUUUCCUCCAGUGCCAGCAGCCCGCCCUGAUCCGUGCUCAAGCACUCCACGGAAUUAAUAUUAUCAUCCAAAGCCACGUCGACGCUAAGAGAUUCUGUUGACGAUGGCUGUCUUAAAGAAACGAAACCGGAGCCAUCAUGCCCGUCACGGGUGUCGCACAAUAUGUAUUGUCUGCUAUCCGUUCUAUGCAGACAGCACCCAGUUUCCGGUGGCACAGGAACAUGAAAAAUUAGGUGCAACUGCAGUUUGAUUAGCGCCAACAAUCGGCAAACAUGUUCUUCCAGAAAAUGCAAACGCUCACUGGAGGUUGACAGUAUUCUCGGGAGCAAGCAUGCAAUAUGUAGUCUCGUGACCAUUUCGCGAAGAACAUUCCGUAUGCGACUAGAGUCCAGACGGUGUGGAACAUGAGGAACGGUGCGCUGGAAGCUUGAGCGCUGAGAUUUCCGCUGAGCAGAGCUGAGGCCAGGCUCAGAGCAACGAGCGAUCCGAGGUUAUCCGGGUUCGAAAAAACCGCAUUCCAGCGCUCACUUUGCACACAGCACGAGUUGACACUUCAAUCGAGAUCGAAUCUUUACAUCCAUCUUCUUUGUUUGUGAUGUUAUUAAUAAUAUUUGCUGCUUGUGGUUGAAUUUGAUUCAGUUUAAAUUGAAAGCUUUUAAUUUUCUUACUUCAGGAUGGGUGAGAAUAACUGGGCGAAAGCAUUCGAGCUCGAUAGCACGAUGUUCAUGCAAACCGUACCGGAGCCAUGUUUCAAGCCCAAAACCUACAACGGUAUGAUGUCGCGUUCCGCUUCUCCGUAUUCAGCGAAAAUGUCCAACAUGAGAAUGGUCAGCAAUUACAUGAGCAAGCAGCACAGUGUCGAUUCGGACCUGUCACACUCGUCCCGUGGCAGCUUCAUGAGCUACUCCCCGCAGCCGUCGAUGUGUGGUUAUCAGCAGCCGCAGAAUCCGUUCAGCUUCGCUGAGGUACCAGAUGCGGAUUUUCAGCGCAUGGUUCCCUCAUGUCCAUCGCCCGUGGAAAGCGUCGGCCGCGUCCCGGGAAUGACCUUAAACGGGGAUCCGCGGUGGAGUGGCGAUCUGUGCGUCGAGCGUCAGGCGCAGGCCUAUCGUACGGCAGCCUCGGGCGCCACGGCAGCGGCUGUGUGGAGCGGCGUGUUGCCUCCGCGCAAUACCAAAGGAUCCGCAUUCUCCUGCAAAGUGUUUCUGGGUGGCGUACCGUGGGACAUUACUGAGCAUGACUUGCAGAUGGCGUUUGGAAGGUUCGGGAAUCCGAAGAUUGAGUGGCCGGCGUCACAUGAACAGAGUAGUCGUAAUGUCAAAGGACAUUUGUAUCUGAUUUUCGAUACCGAAAAAUCGGUUAAGCAGCUGUUAGGAUCGUGCAACUACGAUUUUAACCAAGGCCACCACAACUGGUACCACAAAGUGGCCAGUAAGCGCAUGCGAGUGAAAGAAGUUCAGGUCAUUCCGUGGCAGCUGGCAGAUGCCAGCUACGUGCGCAACGGGUGCAUGACGACGUUCGGUACGAAGACGGUCUUCGUGGGGAGCCUGCAUGGAAUGCUCACAGCGGAAGGGCUCGCAAAGGUCUUGGAUGACCUUUUCGGUGGAGUCGUGGCUGCUACUAUCGACACAGAUAAAUACAAGUAUCCAAUUGGAUCUGGCCGUGUGACCUUCAAUUCGGAAGACAGCUACAUGAGAGCUCUUCGUGCGGUGUUUGUGGACCUGCGCACUCCGAAAUUCAACAAGAAGAUCCAGAUCGACCCGUUUCUGGAGGAUUCGCCGUGCAGCAUCUGCAAUCAUCAAGUGGGCCCGUACUUCUGCCGCGAUCUGCACUGCUUCAAUUACUUCUGCCACGCUUGCUGGCAGUGGCAGCAUUCAGCGGACAAUAUUGGCCAUCAUAUCCCGUUGAUGCGCAAUCCCCGUCCAUAAAGGGAUAUGUAUUCCUGUCCGUCCUUUUUCUACCUCUUAUAAACCCGUACGAUUAGCAGUAUCCCUCCUCUUCACUGACCCGAAACAGCCAAAACGGUUAUUUUUUUUAGUUACUAUGCCUUUAAUCGGCGCCAAGCUUUUAUUUAAAUUUAUUUUAGUUUUGUAAUUAAAAUUUCGUUUGUUUAAUUUUUGGUUUUAUAAGAAUUUAUUGUUCAUUUUCGUUGUUUUCAAUCGUACAUGUGCGAACUGGUUCAUGGUGCCCUUCUUUGUUCAUAGCGUUGUUAGUUUUGAUCCAUCUUAUAGAAUUGUCUUCAUGUGGUUUGAUUCAUUUUUCAGUCAUAAUUUUUGAUGGUUUAAUCUUUAAAUUAUUUAUUUUUGUUCCUUUUCCGAGUGUACAUUUUUGGCAUUCACUGUCUUUUUCCUUAUCUGUUUCGAAUCCGGUCUGUUUUUGAUUUCUUUUUUAUUCCAGGUUUUUUUUAUUUUGCAUUUUUGUAUAUAAUUGCUAUUAAAGCUUUAUCAGUUUUCGACGAUGUUCGUACAAAUAACAAAAGCACUGGCUUUGUGG